Molecule: messenger RNA, 4230 nt
Organism: Brettanomyces bruxellensis
Lineage: Eukaryota; Fungi; Ascomycota; Pichiomycetes; Pichiales; Pichiaceae
Exons: 1
Coding region: 1-4230 (1409 amino acids)
Biological process (GO): regulation of autophagy; positive regulation of protein serine/threonine kinase activity; TOR signaling
Cellular component (GO): TORC1 complex; cytoplasm
Molecular function (GO): protein-macromolecule adaptor activity; protein binding
Source: RefSeq, a predicted model, not a curated record
AUGCCAACGUCCGAACUUCGACAUGGCUUGUUAAACGAUCAAUCGUUUUUGAAUAAUCUCCAGUCUCAUUACUUUUCUCAUUAUGAUUUGAAACGAAAUACGACUGGUGCAAAUAUUUCCCCAGAGGACACCAAACAUAAAAUUCCCGACUGGAAAUCGCAAGGAAACAACAAAAAAACCACAACAGCUGCAUUAGUUAUGUGCUUGAACUUGGGAAUUCCACCUCCGGACAUAAUUCGUCCACAGGAAUGCCCAUUUUUGGAGUCUUUUGUUAAUCCAAAUGCCUAUUCGGAUCCGAAGAAAGCCCUUCAGGCGAUUGGUAGAAAUCUUCAACUUAAUUUUGAAUCAAUAUCUUCAAGAACAAAAUAUAAACAGUCAUUAGACCCAUCUGUCGAGGAUAUAAAGCGAUUAUGCACCACAUUACGUCGAAAUGCAAAAGAUGAACGUAUUCUAUUUUAUUACAAUGGCCAUGGAGUUCCUCAACCCACUCAAAGCGGAGAGAUAUGGGUCUUUAACAGAGGCUAUACCCAAUACAUACCUGUCAGCUUAUACGAUUUACAAAAUUGGAUUGGUGCACCCUGCAUUUUUGUAAUUGAUACUUCAGCUGCUGGUAAUGUUAUUGAAAACAACAAAAAGUUUAUUCAAAAGAGAAUUGAUGAUGAAGCAAACCAUCAUGGAGACCCUGCUGCCCCUUCUUCGGUGAGUUCAUAUAUAGAAUCACUGCAACUUGGAGCUUGCGGAUCAAAAGAGAUCUUACCGAUGAAUCCGGAUUUACCUGCAGAUUUCUUUACUUGUUGUCUAACUUCCCCGAUUGAAAUGAGUGUUAAGUGGUUCGUACUAUCUUCACCACUACGGAAAGAAGGUAAUUAUGAUAUUUUAAAAGACAGUGAAGGACAGAUAGAGAUUCCAGGAAGACUUACUGAUAGAAGAACACCAUUGGGAGAGCUCAAUUGGAUAUUUAUUGCUGUGACGGAUACAAUUGCUUGGACGUCAUUACCACGACCAUUGUUCAAAAAGCUCUUUAGGCAGGAUUUAAUGGUGGCUGCACUUUUCAGAAACUUUCUUCUUGCAAAGAAAAUUAUGCCACUGGCUGGAUGCCAUCCUGUUUCUGAUCCACCACUGCCUAAUGUUAAUGAUCAUCCAAUGUGGGAUUCUUGGGAGUUAGCAAUUGAUGAGGUAUUGGGUCAGCUUGUCAGGCAAAAGAAGGUGGAAAAGCCAAAGCCAAAUCUUUCCGAUAUUCCUCAACUACAGUCGGUAGAUUCAGAAUCGACACAUCACCACACCCGUCAGAAUCAGCAGAAUAAUCACCAAAACACUUCACAGAGAGGUAGAACCGGCGGGAAACAAGCAAACGGUCAACAAAGAAAUAUUUCAACAUCUUCUACACCUCUCAAAGGCCAAAUGAUUUCCUCUGCUUCUCAGAUUAAGAAGUUGAUUACGUAUCAACAUUCUUCUUUCUUUGAGCAACAUCUUACGGCUUUUGAAAUAUGGCUUCGAUAUGGAUCGAGUUCGAAGAAACCUCCACAACAGUUACCUAUAGUUCUUCAGGUCUUGUUAUCUCAGGCACAUAGACUACGUGCAUUACAUCUACUAUCACAAUUUUUGGAUUUGGGUCCAUGGGCUGUGUAUCUUGCGUUAAGUAUCGGAAUCUUUCCAUAUAUUUUAAGACUUUUACAAAGCCCUUCCUCUGAACUUAAGCCAAUUUUGACAUUUAUUUGGGCUAGGAUUAUGUCGGUCGACUAUAGGAAUACCCAACAAGAACUUUUUAAAGACAGAAGAUACAAUUAUUUUGUUCAGAUAUUUACAACACAAGCUCCACAUACAUUUGUCGAUAGUUCAUAUGCUAACGGAAACAUACAUGACGUUGUUGGCAGCAAGUUAACAUUCGACGACCAAAAAGCAAUGAGUGCAUUCGUUUUGGCAUGCUUUGUUCGUGGAUUCGAGAACGGUCAAAAAGUUUGUCUCUCCGUUGAGCUAGUAAAAACAUGCAUAUAUUAUAUAGAAACAUCUGAGAGCCCAUUAUUGAGACAGUGGAGUGCUAUGCUUAUUGCUGAGUUGGUGGAUGGGAGGGCCGAAGCAGCCGCAGUGUUUAUGAAGAGCAGGUUGACAACCAGAUUAUUGAGGUUUAUAGAUGAUCCAAUUCCCGAAGUUCGUGCUGCCAUUGUGAAUGCUCUUGCAAAUUUCAUUCUCUUUGUUAGCAUCCAGGAUGAGGUAGAUAAUUCUUAUAUCACAUUGCAGGAAGAAUUGAAUGAGCAAGAACUACAAAUUGCCGUCAAAGUUCUUUCGCUAAUAAAUGAGGGGUCGCCCUUAAUUAGACGAGAGAUGAACUGCUUCUUUAGUCGCUUUGUCGUUAAGUACAUCGAGUUCUUUGUUAUUUGUGCAUUUUUUCAAUUAGAGGAAGAAAUCACUCUUAUGGACAAUCCAUCUAUUAUUGACGAGGUGAGAAGAAAAUCUCCUGCAUAUGGUUCAAUUUUUUCUUCAAUAUGGAAAGCUUUACUUAUAUCAAGCGAGGACCCUCAUGAUGAAGUGCGCGAUUAUGCGGAACAAAUUGUGGACUAUAUCGUAUGGAAGUUGAAUGAAAGCCCAUUGGAGGAUGCUGUCAGAGGAAUGGAAAGCUAUAUUUUCCACAAAAAAGCAAGCAUCAAUGUAAAUGGCGUUCUUUCAUCAAAUGCCAGUGAUAUUGCCUCCUCAAUAAUUCACAUCCAGUCACCGAAACUUUCAACUUCCCAAAGGGAUGUCGAAAACAGAAGGAUCCAGUCGAUGACAGUGCUUCCUCACAAUAACGGUCAAACCGAUUUGAAACUCCGGCGUACUGCGUCAACAAUUUCAAAUUCAACCAUAGGGAAAUCGAUUUUAGCAAAAGCUGCAGGUUGGAUUAAAAAUAUGAAGAUAUCAGAAGAGAUUGACGGUGAUGAUUCUUCAAGUAUUUUCAAACUUCCGCUUUCCCAGCAACCAGAUACAAUUCCUUAUGGAAGCCUGCCAAAACCCACGACACCGAGGUUUCAUCCUGGAAACGAGAUGAAUGGAAAACCCGAAUUACCACUGAAGAGCCAGUUUUUUGAGUAUAGUUGUGAAUAUUUCCAGGAACCUCAAUUAGGAAAGAAGGAUUCGGAUGAACCAGGAAGCGAGGAAUAUACAAAAAGACUUUGGCGGAGAAACAGAAAUGAAGCGAUAAUAUCAGAAACUCAGCCACAAAAGGAAAUGGCUUUAAGAGGCGAUUGGACUAAUGUUGUCGCAAACUUAAACAAUAAAACUCAACCUAAAAUUGUCAAAUUUAUGCAGUUUGAGAAUUGGUUAGUUUCAACAGAUGAAAGAGAUACCGUUACAACCUUCGACUGGGAAAAACAAGAGGAGUUAUCAAAAUUUUCCAAUGGUAAUCCUUUCGGGACUAAAAUAUCCGACGUUAAAUUUUUGAAUGAAGAUGACAUCCCUCUUUUAUUAACUUGUUCCAGUGAUGGCGUUGUGAGAAUAUACAAAAACUUUGAUGAUAUUUCAAAAUACAAACUCAUUACCGCAUGGAGAGCCCUUACAGAUAUGAUUUUGACACCUCGGUCUGUUGGCCUUAUUUCUGAAUGGCAACAAAGUCGUGGUACACUUAUGGUUACGGGUGAUGUAAAGGUAAUAAAAUUAUGGGAUGCUCCUAGGGAGAAAUGUGUGGAGGAGAUUCCAUUGAGAUCCACAUCACAAAUUACUUCUCUUACGUCAGACCAAGUUAGUGGUGAUAUAUUUGUCGGCGGGUUCAGGGAUGGUACUAUAAGAGUUUACGAUCGGAGGGUUGAAGCAAGGGAGUCAAUGGUGAAGCUCUACAAGCCGAAGUCUCGUACUGGAAUUUCUUCCAUAAAAAGUAUACAUAUGCAGAGGGGUGGGAUGAGAGAACUAGCCUCUGGAGCAUCAAACGGAUUUGUGAAAUUAUGGGACAUUCGAAUGAACGAUCCAAUAUUAAGCUUCAGGGCUUUUAAUAAGACGAUGACCACUUCUAUUAUCCAUGAACAUGCACCGGUGAUAGCCUGUGCCUCAAAAAAGAUAAAUAUUUACAGCACAGCAGGGCAACUUCUAAACAGUAUAAAUAAUACUGGCUUUAUGAAUCAACUUAAUGAGACUGCUGGAAACAACAGUUAUAUCAACUGCUUGGCGUUACAUCCUCAUAGAAUGAUGCUAGCAAAAGGUCAAAAUCAGAGUUCUAAUAUCUCCGUCUAUCAAUGCAUGGACAAUUCUGAUUCUGAAUAUUGA